Adineta ricciae is the source of this 330-nucleotide messenger RNA. Lineage: Eukaryota; Metazoa; Rotifera; Eurotatoria; Adinetida; Adinetidae. The record is from the annotation of a GenBank genome assembly.
AUGAAAUGGCUGAGAGAAGUUCGAGAAGAUGUUGCUGUUGCUGCUAGUGGUCAAGUGAAAGGAAAGAGUUUAGAACAAUUGGAUCGGUCAAGCGGCAUCUCUGUUGAUCGGAUGGGCUCAAUGUAUAUUGCUGAUCAAGAAACUCAUCGAGUGAUGCGUUGGUUGAAAGGUGCGAAAGAAGGAGAAGUGAUGGUCGGUGGAAGUGGUGAAGGAUCCCAAACUAAUCAAUUGAAUCAGCUGAUAAGCUUUUCAUUUUUUUUGGAUGAUCAAGCAAAUCUUUAUGUAGUCGACGUGGACAAUGACCGAAUCCAACGUUUUGAUAUUGAAUAA